This is a messenger RNA of Pundamilia nyererei, 1051 nucleotides long. RefSeq names its product TCF3 (E2A) fusion partner (gene tfpt). Lineage: Eukaryota; Metazoa; Chordata; Actinopteri; Cichliformes; Cichlidae. The transcript is spliced from 7 exons. The record is from RefSeq and is a predicted model, not a curated record. Bases 66 to 665 code for a protein of 199 amino acids. Gene Ontology annotation, molecular function: DNA binding. Gene Ontology annotation, biological process: apoptotic signaling pathway; positive regulation of apoptotic process; apoptotic process. Gene Ontology annotation, cellular component: Ino80 complex.
UGAUGACACUGGUCGAAGUGUCGCUUUAAACACACGUUAAAAACAUCGUUUCGGGACUAACAAAUAUGAUGGAGGAUUUUUCUGGCUUGGCUCUGCCUCCUUUAUUUGGAGGUCACAUCCUGGAAGCAGAACUGGAGCCUGGUGGUGUGGAGCUGGGACCGGGAGAGGUGGAGCUGGGUCCAGGAGGCACCGAGCUGCUUGAGAGCACAACACAAGAAGAUGAAGAAAAAAGAGCUCUUGACAAAAGGAAAUAUGUGGCUCUGAGCAGGAAAUGUAAAGAAAUUGAACAGGUAAAUCAGAAGAUCCUGGGUCGCCUUCACCAAGUGCAAAGAAUUACUCGACGUCUGAAGAAAGAAAGGAGAUUCCUCAUGAAGACCUUAGAUGCUCACGGGGAUGACUACAGAAACGCUCAGCUCACUAUACUGCUUGAGGAUGAAUCUGGAGCCCAUUUGGAGCCGGCUGCUGCAGCGGAGGAUGAAAAGCUCAACGGUGUUUCCGGUUCCACUCCAUCUGCAACAUCACAUCAUGUGGCUGGGACAAAGAAAAAGAGGCAUCGAAUUCCUCGUCAAGAAAAGGAUAAAGAGCCACAGAUCGACCCGGAGAUGUCGGCGUUGGCAGAGUCACAGUUUGGAGAAAUGUCCAGCCCGACCUCACUGUCUCAUUGAUCAAACCGCUGUCCUGGAUAUCACGAUGAUGGUGACUAGGAUAAGAGCACCCAGUUUCCAGGACUGUUUAAAACACUGCCUUACUUGAGUCAAUCUUUGUAAUGUUGUGGUUUCACUUGAAUAUUGUGAACAGAUUGAGUUCAUGUAACACGAGAUGUUAUUCACCUUAUAUAUGUGUAUAUUUGUUUUGUAUAUACGAGGUUAUGUUUUUACAGUUGACAGUUGAUGGCAACAUAUUUAUGACAAGCACGUGAUGCUGAAAACAUGAUUUGAUAAAUAUUUGACGUAUUAGAUGAAUAUGACAGGGUAUUACUAUCAUUACUUGAGUUAGGAGUUUAUCCGAGCAAGCAGAUGGACUCGUCGUCAUAUUAAACUUUUACACUGUG